Molecule: messenger RNA, 2284 nt
Organism: Anopheles aquasalis
Lineage: Eukaryota; Metazoa; Arthropoda; Insecta; Diptera; Culicidae
Product: allatotropins-like
Source: RefSeq, a predicted model, not a curated record
GGCGAGCACAAGCAGCACCAUCGGCGGCAGCAAUAAAAGGAAGUGAUCUUCACGACGGUGUAACACUCGUCUACGGCUGGUCUCGGAUAACGGACGAGCCCCAAAGGAAAGCGAAACUUGUGCGCCCGAUUUUCCACACUCACAGAAACGCCGAAAAGAAAAGAAGCAGCGAUUGAUCAACGGACACCCACACAAAACAGGACAUAAAUUUCCACCACGCGAACAGACGAGCGAGUCGGUCGGUGCAGUUCCGGUUCCAGUUUCGUAGUUGCAGCUUUCGUUUCGACCGUUGGCGUGAUUCCGGAUUACGCACAAACUGUUGCGCCAGGGCACGCAGAACAUGGAGAUUAUGAAAAUGUCCAUCAACCGGUUGACGCUGUUGGUGUUCGUCGCGACGGCGGUACUGUGCUGGCAGGCGUCCGAGGCCGGCCCAGCCCGCCAGCUGGCCAGUCUGGCGGCCGCGAGGGCCUCCAAGAUACCGCGCUCGAUUCGGGCACCGUUCCGCAACUCGGAGAUGAUGACGGCCCGCGGUUUCGGUAAACGCCGGGCACCGAUCGGAGUGAACUACGGCGGUGCUGCGGGAGGUGGCCCCAUUCUGCACGGAGCAUCGCGUGGCCGUACCGUUACCGAUGGUGAUCUGGAGCUGGCAUCUGGUGGCUGGAUCGAGGAGAAACACGAGCUGGGUCGCUUGAUCGAGGACAUGGCCGGACUUGACCAAAGUCUGUCGUCAGCGGCGGCGGCGGCAGCGGCAGCAGCGGUCGAUCCGAUGUCGCUCGGUGGUGAGCAGGAGACGACGAGCUUCCCGCUCGACUGGUUCGCCAACGAGAUGUCCACCAACCCGGUACUGGCCCGGUCCAUUCUGCAGCGCUUCGUCGACACCAACCGGGAUGGGUUGCUGGAGGCGGCCGAACUUUUACCAUCGACUGCCACCGGUGGUGGUGGGGCCAGUAGUGGCGGUAGUAGUGGAAGCCCUGGUUCGUCCUUGAACGAAGUGUCCGAGAUGUACUAAAGUAACUCCUGCUUCUCUCAUUCCAUUACGUUCCGAAUCCGUUCCUUUUCCUGUGUCACGUCACCGUCAAUGGCGCGGUUGUGGUCGCGUUAUCCUCGUUGUCCUCUUACCCUGCGCAUCUCGCGGUACGGGAGUACUCUCAACCCCCCUCCCAGGUUACACCCCACCGAAUGCAAUACCCUCGUUUAGUAGAAGAGGCUUUUCCUGCUGGUUGAGUUCAGAAUGUGAGAAUGAAAAAUGUAUAAAAAAAAUCUUUAAUAACCAACCGUUAAUAACCGGUGACUGUGUUCUGUUCUAAUAUCCGCCCUAAGAGCAGCUCCUGAUGACCGGUGUAUCGAGAAAAGAUAACUUAAGACUCGUUAAGGACGCAACGGCGCACCACGCAACGUGAAGAUGGAACCAGUAAAGGCUGGGUAUUGGUUGCAGCUUCAGGUUCAGGUAGCGCCGGUUGCAAAACCCACCGCAUCCGCACAUUUUUCCGGUCCAUUGGACCUUCUGUUUCCCAUUCCUCUGUGUGUGCGUGUCUCUGGUGUGUAUGUGUGUCUGUGGGUGGAGUAUAUAAUGGGCGAAGUAUGGUCUCUGUGGUUCUGGAGUACUUUUUGUUUUGUGGCGUAUAAAGCGAGAACAAUUUCUAUUGCUGCUGCUGCUGCUACUGUUGAUGCUGCUAUCUGUCUUACCUAUUGCUCACUGCAUCUCUUCGCUCUCUGUCCGGAUGAUGGUGCUUGUAGGAUAGUAGAUGUUAAGGAGGAGGCGCAGCGCAUCAUACGACCACUCGCCAUGGAAGCAAUUCACCUACUCGGCACCACGGAACAGCAGCAUGCACCGGAAGCUCAUAGUUAUUUGCUGCGAACAGAAACAGAGUUCGUUUUCUUCUUGUCUGGCCCUGCGCUUCAACUGGUUUAACGGAAGCGAACAUAAACGGGAGACAAUUAAAUCGUUUGCAAAUCAUGUGCUAAACCGAAGUGUGUUGUGCAACCUGUUCGGAUAGCUUUAGUGCGUAGAUUGGAACUAAACAGAAAGGGUAACAGUAGAGGAAAUGAGAAAUGAAAGGUGGAUGAAGAAAAGAGACAGGAACUGAUACCAUUAAUUCACAGUUGUGUGCCAGGAGCUGAGUAAAACCUGAAAGCAAACAGUUGGGACGAAGGGAGUAACAGAUACAAUUUAGCGUUUAAAAAUGUAAUAAACCAAACGGACACACACAAACACACACAAAACCACAUUGUUCCACUGGUUAAACACACUUGUAAAUUACGAACGAAAAAUAUAUUGGUUGAA